Nyctereutes procyonoides (raccoon dog) is the source of this 1602-nucleotide messenger RNA. It is a transcript of the gene REM2, whose product is annotated as RRAD and GEM like GTPase 2. Lineage: Eukaryota; Metazoa; Chordata; Mammalia; Carnivora; Canidae. The coding region runs from base 406 to 1527 and encodes 373 amino acids. The record is from RefSeq and is a predicted model, not a curated record. The transcript has 5 exons. Gene Ontology annotation, cellular component: plasma membrane. Gene Ontology annotation, molecular function: GTPase activity; GTP binding; calcium channel regulator activity.
UCUCUUGGUUUCUGCCUCUAAGCCCUCCUUUUACCCACCUAGCACCCACUCUGAGCCGGACACUGGGCCAGGAGGCAGGGAGUCCAAGGACCAAUGACGCACAGUCCCGGGUCCUGGAGAAAGAUCUCUCCGUCCCUGGGUCCUUGCCUCCGGCCAUCCUCAGCUCGCUUACCCACUGACCCCUCACCCCACUUCUAUGAACCCCCGUCUCUUUCGCCCGUCUGACAUCGUUUUGUUCAGGUCUUAACCAGACUCAGCAGUGUGUGUGCUCCCAGAGGGAAGCGACACAAAGGAAGGGGGGGGGCACAGAAAGGAGGGAAUCCCGCUGACAUCACUGCUCAUUAGCAUGUGUGACCUCAUCAGGGGGCGGGACAAUUUCCCCAGGUGUGGGGGCAGGAGGAGGGCAUGGGGGUGGUAUUUAAGGGAAAAGCUGACAGUGCUGCUGAGGGAGUGGGUACUGCAAGCCGCCGGGCUGCACACGCACACCGCACACCGAUGCACACGGACCUCGACACUGACAUGGACACGGACACAGAAACCACAGCCCUCUGCCCCUCCGGCAGCCACCAGGCCUCCCCCCCAGGGACACCCACGCCAGAAACAGAUGCCACACUGCUGAAGAAGCCAGAGAAGCUGUUGGCAGGGUUGGACCGGGGUGGGCCACCCCCUACCCCAGGGGCCCCCAGACGAAGAGGCAGUAUGCCUGUCCCCUACAAGCACCAGCUGCGGCGCGCUCAGGCCAUAGAUGAACUUGAUUGGCCACCUCAAGCCUCAUCCUCUGGUUCCUCUGACUCCUUGGGCUCAGGGGAGGCAGGCCUCACCCAAAAGGAUGGCAUCUUCAAGGUCAUGCUGGUAGGGGAGAGCGGCGUGGGCAAGAGCACCCUAGCGGGCACUUUCGGUGGUCUCCAAGGAGACAGUACUCAUGAGCCGGAGAACCCAGCAGAGGACACCUAUGAAAGACGCAUCAUGGUGGAUAAGGAGGAAGUGACUCUGGUCGUUUAUGACAUCUGGGAACAGGGGGACGCAGGGGGGUGGCUGCGGGACCACUGCCUUCAGACGGGGGAUGCCUUUCUCAUCGUCUUCUCAGUCACCGACCGACGAAGCUUCUCCAAAGUUCCAGAAACCCUCCUUCGGCUGCGAGCUGGGAGGCCCCACCACGACCUCCCUGUCAUCCUCGUCGGAAACAAGAGCGACCUGGCCCGCUCGCGGGAGGUAUCCCUGGAGGAGGGCCGCCACCUGGCAGGGACCCUGAGUUGCAAGCACAUCGAGACGUCGGCCGCGCUGCACCACAACACGCGGGAGCUCUUCGAGGGCGCGGUGCGCCAGAUCAGGCUGCGGCGGGGCCGGGGCCGGGGCCGCGCCGGGGGCCCGAGGCCUGAGUGGGGCUGCCCCGACGGCCCCCCGCCGCCCGCGCGCCGCGAGAGCCUCACCAAGAAGGCCAAGCGCUUCCUCGCCAACCUGGUGCCGCGCAACGCCAAGUUCUUCAAGCAGCGCUCCAGGUCGUGCCACGACCUCUCGGUGCUCUGAGCCGCGGUCGCCAUGGUCACGGCGGUCGCCAUGGUCACCGCGCCCUCCACUCGCCGCCCCCCGCCCGCCCCGCCC